GAACGGAGACCGUUCGACCCAAGAUGACCAGGGACUCACCUGCCUCUGAAGUCUACAGCGCAACCACAGAGACACUUCAGCAGAAAAAGAGGAUGCCCCGUGCUAAAGCACACGCACUGACACUGGAAUGGGCCUUUGGGAUAAAUCACACUCUUCCUGUCUUCAGUCUGCAAGACCAUGAUCAGCUAAUGACCCUGUAUGCUGGCAGCAAUGUUGGGGUCAUAUACAAUCAUACCUCAAACUCCCAGCACUUACUUCAGGGCCAUAGCAGCCCCAUCUCUUGUUUGUGUGUGAGUGAAGAUAGACGCUGGCUUGUAACAGCAGACAUGGGGCAGGACAGCCUGGUUAUGAUCUGGGAUGCCUACACUGGAAUUCCUGUGCGUACUCUGUUUGACUGCCAUCCUGAGGGGGGCGUCACAGCUUUGGCAUUGUCAAAGGACACCAAACACCUCGCAACUCUUGGGGCUGGAGAUGUUCAGUGCCUAUGUAUAUGGGAUUGGACAAGUGAAGCAGAAAAACCUUUGUGGUAUACUGAACUCAAUUCUAAGCAUGGUUUACAAAAUUACAUAAUUUUCAGUCCAAGUGAUAGCUCUCAGCUGCUCACCAGCAGUGAUAGCCAAGUGUUGUUUUACAAAACGACCCAGGAAAGUUUGGAAUGCUUUGCUCCUGAGCUUGACAAUAAGACUUUCAACAAGGUGGUGGGGUUAUUCAGCCAGUCAGUGUUUCACUGGAAGGAGUUUCAGGCCCUAACAGCCACUCAGGCAGGCAACCUUGUGCUGUGGGAUAUAAUGAAAGGCUGUGCUGCAAGCCAAAGCUUCACCAGAAAGGCCAUCAAGCUCAUCCCCCUCCAGGAACACUCCAUCACUGUACUCACCACAACUGACAGCUGUAUUGUAACAGGUGACACCCUGGGCCAUAUAAAGUUUUAUGAUGAAAACUUCAUGCUCCUCGGCUGGUACAGUGAAUUUGGCCUGGAUUCUAUUGUGUCCAUCUCCUUUUCCAAAGAGUGUACACCCAGAUGCACACAGGCAUAUCCAGAGGAUUGCACUCUGGAGGUCAAACCAUUCAUUGUCAGGAACUUUGUAGUGUCAACACUCAGCUCAACAGUAGUACAUGUGAAUGCAGAGAGUGGCGUGCCUCAAAUCCUGUUACGUGAGCACUACGAGCCUCUGCAUGCAGUGGCCUGCCAUCCCAGACAGCCUCUUGUUGCCAUGGGGAGUCACAGUGGCAUUUUAAAGUUGUGGGACUAUAACAGCAAACUGACCAUCGUCAGCAGGGUGUUUGAGACUGAGAGGCAUAUUCAGUGCAUCGCCUUUGACCCUCAAGGAUUAUACAUGGCUGUUGGCUUUGGCAGUGGAGCUGUCCACAUACUGGAUCCUUGUACUUUACAAAGUGAUUCUGAAGAGUGUUUCAGUCACACCGAAGACAGCAUCCAUCACAUCACUUUCUCCUUAGACUCCAAGUAUCUUGCCACUGCGGAUGCUGGAAAAGCAGUGACAGUGUUCCGCUUGCAGACGGAUAAUGGGCUGGCUCGUUGGAAGGUUCUGGGCAGGUACCGCUCCCACUACAAGCCCAUCAAAGACCUUCUAUUUGGGGUGCACCUGGACAGCACCCAACCUAGACUGCUUUCGCUGGGAAUGGACCGCAGACUGGUGGAGUAUGAUCUGCACAACAGUGAUGAAAACCGGCUCCUAAUCUUAAGCUCAGAGCGCAUUGAACAAAGUGCUGUGCCCACUUCCAUGACUUGGUAUCCACGCUUCACCACUGAGCACUUUCUUCUCACGGCCUCAGACCAAUACAAGAUGAAGCUUUUCAACAGCACUACCAAAAUGUGCAGAAAGACUAUCCUUGGCCCAACAUAUGGCUCUCCAGUUGAGAAAAUAGUGGUUCUUCCCAAGUACACAGAACAUGACACAAGCUCAUUCUACCUGGCGUACAUCACAAAAGACAAGGUGGGUCUCCAGAUUCUGCCCCUUGAUGGGAACCCCUACAAGUCCAGUGCUUUGAUCUGCCACCCAAAGGGCGUAUCUGCUUUGGCCUGCUCCUACGAUGGUCGAUUUGUUUUUACUGCCGGUGGACCGGACUGCACUGUCUUUUCAUGGGAGAUUAACCGAAAUGCAUUGGAGGCAGCAGCUGCCCUGGGAGGAAAGGACCUAAUGCCCUUCUACACUCUUUUAGAGGGAGGAAGAGAGGGGCAGUUCUACAGAGAAAUGGAGGACGUUUUCUACUACUGCCAAAUACGCAAUCAGGGCAUUGACUCCAUGGAAGAACGACAGGUGUCUACAAAAAUUCCAUUGACAGAUAUGCCUUCUGUAAUGAGGGCCCUAGGCUUCUUUCCCACUGAGCAAGAGAUAGAAGACAUGCAGAAUGAGGUUAAGUUCAGCAAGUAUGCUGAAACUGGAAAAUAUGUGACCAACAUAGACCUGGAGGAGUUUAUUAAGCUGUACAUCAACCACCGGCCAGCCUUCGGCAUCUCUAGUGAUGAACUCGUUCAAGCGUUUCAUGUCCUCUGCGAAAGUGACAAGACAGGAGAGCCUGUGCUGCAGAGACACAAGCUGCUGGAGCUUCUUCAGGUUAGAGGGGAGUGCAUGACCGAAGACGAGAUAGCAGAGUGUUUUACCACACUUUUAGGCCUUGAUGCAGAAGCAGAGGGAUCUGAGCAUGACACCAGUGAAUAUGACAAAUAUUUGCUGGAGCAUGCUAUCCCAAACGAGAUAGCUGUAGAGACAUUUACGAGGGACAUCCUGGGCUUCCCAUCCCAUGCAGAGGCAGCCAGUGUGCCAAGUGUCACGCCGUCUCCUCAAGAGUGACGGAGCGCUGAGGCUCUGCUGAAGUCUCCAACCUGACUUGAACUGACAUUAAGUUUUCCUCGAUUUAAGAUGUGUGUUUUUGUAAUUUGGCAUCAUAGAUGUUGACCUAAAAAAUGACGUAUGGGUUAAAAAACACAUAUACAUUUAGUUGAACAGUAUGGUAGUACUUAAUGUUGAAUAGACAAUAUGUCUUUUGUAAGACAAAUGAAUGGAUGAGCAAAUAAUCAAAUAAUAAAUACACA
Molecule: messenger RNA, 3052 nt
Organism: Myripristis murdjan (pinecone soldierfish)
Lineage: Eukaryota; Metazoa; Chordata; Actinopteri; Holocentriformes; Holocentridae
Gene: cfap251
Product: cilia and flagella associated protein 251
Exons: 20
Coding region: 24-2810 (928 amino acids)
Cellular component (GO): sperm flagellum
Molecular function (GO): protein binding
Source: RefSeq, a predicted model, not a curated record